CAGAUCGAUUUAUAUUUCAGUUUUCUCUAGCAGAGUUAUCAACAGAGUUCCAAGAUGGGUUGUGCAGAAGGUUUGGUUAGGUUCCUGGUUUUCGGUGCGAAUCUUAUUUUUGCACUUGGUGGAUUGAUCCUCAUCGUCGUUGGUGUUGUUUAUAAACUGAAUAUUCAGCAAUUCACAGAAUUGAUACCAGCGGAAGAACAAAAUAUAAAGCUUGUUCCAGUACUUACCAUUGUCGUUGGAGUCAUCAUCUUCGUUAUAGCCUUCUUUGGUUGCUGUGGGGCUAUAAGAGAGAGUCCUUGCUUGCUGACGACGUACUCCAUUAUUUUGAUGACCCUGUUUCUACUUCAAAUUGCUGUUGGUGUAUACGCCUUCUUAGAAAUCAAAGAUGAGGAUGCUCUUUCGAAUAAAAUCACUGGAGUCAUGAAUAAGAUUUUCAACAAAUACAACAGUACUUCCGGCAAGACGAACGAGAUUGUGGAUUUCAUGCAACAGGAGUUGGAGUGUUGUGGAACUGAAGGCCCAAACUUCUGGAACACUUCAAUUCCUGACAGCUGCUAUGAGGACGGAAAAAUAAGUCCCAAACACCUUUACAAAAAUGGGUGUAUUGACGAGUUCAUCGACUAUUUAACUGAUUCCGUCGAAGUGAUCGGAAUUACAGUCCUGGCACUAUCUUCGUUGGAGGUGAUCGGUUCAAUAUUUUCUCUCUGUCUGUCCAGCAGUAUCAGGAAUAGAGAGAGAAGAUUUAGAUAUUAGGUUGAUGUUGAUCAAAGACAAGUAUUCACUCGAUAUUAGAAACUGAAUAUGAAGUACAUUACACAAUGCCUAUCUGCAGUGAAGAAUUUAAUUUUAGACAGAAUUUCAACUUGUGAGAGUGGUAUAAAUAUAUUUUACAUUUGUAA
Leptinotarsa decemlineata (Colorado potato beetle) is the source of this 899-nucleotide messenger RNA. RefSeq lists its product as uncharacterized. Gene Ontology annotation, cellular component: plasma membrane. The record is from RefSeq and is a predicted model, not a curated record. Lineage: Eukaryota; Metazoa; Arthropoda; Insecta; Coleoptera; Chrysomelidae.